Molecule: messenger RNA, 1718 nt
Organism: Schistocerca gregaria
Lineage: Eukaryota; Metazoa; Arthropoda; Insecta; Orthoptera; Acrididae
Product: homeobox protein SAX-1-like
Exons: 6
Coding region: 1-495 (164 amino acids)
Biological process (GO): animal organ development; regulation of transcription by RNA polymerase II
Cellular component (GO): nucleus
Molecular function (GO): RNA polymerase II cis-regulatory region sequence-specific DNA binding; DNA-binding transcription factor activity, RNA polymerase II-specific
Source: RefSeq, a predicted model, not a curated record
AUGCAGCACAGCAAGUCCUUCCUCAUUAAGGACCUGCUGGGGGAUGUCCUCACCGACAGGGAAGGAUGUGAAUCAGACGGUGUCGGAACAACGACUCCUCACGCGAAAUUUAACAGACAGGAAGAAGAUGGCAAGGGCCGCAAGCCGCGCCGGCGCCGGACGGCGUUCACGCACGCGCAACUCGCCUACCUGGAGCGCAAGUUCCGCUGCCAGAAGUACCUCUCCGUGGCCGACCGCAGCGACGUGGCCGACGCGCUCAACCUGAGCGAGACGCAGGUCAAGACCUGGUACCAGAACCGCAGGACUAAGUGGAAGCGGCAAAACCAGCUGCGGCUGGAGCAGCUGCGGCAGCAGGCAUCGGUGGAGAAGGAGCUGCUGUCUGCGCAUGCGCCCGCAGAGCCGGCAGCCUGCUGCCCCUACCAGCCGCCCGCCUUCCUCACCACGGCCGCCGCCAUCUUCCGCAACGUCACCUACGUGCACGGCUGCCAACUGUAGCGCGACCACGUCUCACGGAACUAGUUUCUCUCCGAGGAGCGGCCGCUAACCAAACAUCAUCUCCGAGGAGUGCCACUUGCGUGUGACUGGUGCCACGUGUUGCGUCGCGAGAUAACUGAGGACAAUUUACGCUUCGCGCGAAAUGCAGCAAUCUGGGUGUGUAUACCCUACGAGUCUGAUCCCGACACCGAGCGUCGCUGCAUACGAAUCGAAGAGAGUCUACACAACACAACAGCUCUUCGUUGCGUGAAGUUGGACUUCACGUGACUGCAACUUCUGCUAAGCUGAGGAAUGUUUCCCUCGUACAGAAAAGCCAAUCCCUUCAUGCGGGAGAAUACAAAUAUUUAGGUGCAGAUGUCCUUACGGUGCAGAGUUUACGGCCACAAACAAGUCAGUUCAGUUAUUCCGUGUAACGUUAGCUGACGAAAUUAAAAACUGAAAAAAGUAAGUGAAAAAAUGGUUUCAUGUCGAACGAGGGAAGCAACGAUUGACAUUGGAGCUCUUUGCCUUGCGUUAUUGUUGUAGUUCGGAUUCUAGACUGAUCGUAGUUACCAACAAAAAGGGAUAAAAAAAGUCGUGUGACUAGGGCCUCGUCGGGAAGACAGUUCGCAAGUCUUUCGAUUUGACGCCACUUCGGCGACUUGCGCGUCGAACACGAGAGAUGAAGAAGAAUGAAUGGCAACGAAACAACAAAAACUUCAAUUUGCUAUUUAUUAAGAAACAAACACUGCGUUUGUCUCUUUAUUUUCCAAAUAUGAACAAAUAUCAGUUAUCUCAAUUAGGUGCCAGACUUUCAGUUUAAAUAUAAUCUCUCAGGACGUUUUCACAGCAGCAAAAUAUUAAGAUUGCAAACAGUAAAAUAAUCUUUUGAGUUACUAAGGUGGUUAGCCAGUGUAGGCAUGUAGAUUAAAUAACAUGUAUUGGGAAAUCUGUGGGCGCUCACACUAGAGACAGUGUGCUGAAAAACGUUUCUUUCUUAAAACUACAAUCUUACAUUAUACACAAUUAUUUUACAUGCCUUCUCGUGAGUGAACAGAAACGAAACUCAGACAAAUAACAAAAUUUAUGUCAUAAUUCGGCUGCCACCACAAAUGUGAGGUUUUCCAGGGAUUCAAUAAGUUUGAAACGAGACAUAUCUCCUUAAACUACGCUUUUCCCAACUUUUCUAUUGUAGCGAGCGCUGACAAGAAAACAUCGACUGACGAUUUCAUGUCUCUGGCUGU